UAAAAUGGACAUAACAUUGCUGUUUACUUAACUCGUCAAUGAUAAAAAAUCAGAAAUACGGGAACGUUACGAAAACGCAUCAAUACGUGCACGAGACAUUACGUAUUGCUCUACAAACGCUUCGCUAAUGAUGCAUUGACGAACUGAAUAGAACAAUGUAGUGUUGUACAAUGCACAGAGGUUAUGUUUUUUUAACCAAAUAACUUCAUGCAAACAGGUGCAUACCUAUUCAAAGGACGCUCAGACUGACGACCACCUUUACAAAUGAACAGCUUGACUCUUUGGAAGAUAGCAUGUUCACAAAACGCAUAGUUUUCUUGCUAAAAUAAGAGGCUAGCGGUUGAAGGUUUAAGUUAAAACGUUUUSGAGAAUGUCUGGAAGUCUUCGUAUUACAGAGCUUAGGGCAAGUGACCUUCUUGGGGUGAAUAAAAGCGGGACGAGUGAUCCUAUUACAAUUGUAAGCGUUCAAGGAGUGAAGAAGAAGACUGAAGUGAUCAAAGACGAGUUGAAUCCAGUCUGGAACCAGAAACUGGAAUGGGAUUUACAAAGCCAAACUUUGUCCGCGGAAGAAGCGAUACAGAUCUUGGUCAAAGAUUGGGAACGCGUUGGACGGAACAGGUUGCUUGGUCAGGCAACGAUUCCACUUAAAGAUCUUGUCAAGGACAAAAGUCAUACUAUGCAAGCAGAAGUCAACUUAUUGGACAGCAAUAAUCGUAUGACACAGUCCAAGAUCUCUCUCAAGAUGGAGUAUGUGCCACAUUUCCAAAAGGAAGGCGACGGGGAAAUAACAGUUGAAGGAAUUGACGAAAUYGAGGGCUUAGAGAACAGUGAGGAUGAAGUCGAGGGUGGUGGUGCCGAGGGAGUGUCAGAAGGAUUUAGAAAAAGAAGAAAGAAAAGAAGAACUCAAAGACAUAAAUUAUCAAACAAACCACAAGAUUUCCAGGUCCGAGUACGAAUCAUAGAAGGGCGGCAGUUAUCUGGACAGAAUAUCAGUCCAGUAAUUCGUGUCAAUGUUGCCAGUCAAAGCCGACAAACCAAAGUCAAGACUUCAACCAAUAAACCCUUUUAUGAUGAGACUUUUUUUUUCAACUUUAACAUGGCUCCACUUGAACUAUUUGAUGAAAUUAUAAGUUUUGAGGUCUUUAAUUCUCGUAAACUUAGAGCGAACGCCAUGAUUGGCUACUUCAAGUGUGAUAUUGGAUUUUUCUACGAUGAAGAAGGUCACGCUGCGAUCAGAAAAUGGGUCUUGCUUACAGAUCCAGAUGAUAAGAUGGCGGGAGUGAAGGGUUAUAUCAAAGUGACCGUGAUGGUACUGGGUCCUGGUGACGAGGCUCCGACAACUUCAUCGGGCCCUUCAGAGGAUGACAGCGAUGACAUUGAAACGAAUCUUCUGCAGCCYUCGGGCGUCAUGUUAAGACCAGCGGUGUUCUCUCUGAAAGUCUACAGAGCAGAGGAUAUCCCACAGAUGGAUUCUGGUAUAUUUGAGGGAGUCAAAAGGGUUCURCAUCUUGGCGAGGARCAAAAGGAACUGGUUGAUCCAUAUUUGGUUUUCUCCUUUGCUGGUAAAAAGGCUAGAACACGAAUUCACUACAACUCCGAUCACCCUGAGUUUAACCAAGAGCUUAACGUCCAAUUCAAAUUUCCCUCGAUGUGCGAAAGAUUAAAGCUUCAAAUGUUUGAUUGGGACAGACUGACUGCGGACGACUGUAUUGGAACAGGUUUUCUGCCCAUGUCAGCCAUAUCAGGACAAGGAGAUGAAGGUUUUCUACCCAUGUCAGCCAUAUCAGGGCAAGGAGAUGAAGGUUUUCUACCCAUGUUUGGUCCUUGUUUUAUCAACUUUUAUGGAUCAACACGAGAAUAUUCCGACCUCCCAGACGAGUACGAUGAUUUAAACAUUGGCAUCGGCGAGGGCGUGGCAUACAGAGGAAGGGUGCUCGUYGAACUAGAGACAAAGCUUGGUGUAACACCACAAGAAACAACCGAYGAUUUACAGAGCCAUGAGAUUAUAAGCGUUCAGCCUUACCUCCGUCGUCGUAAGUACAAACUCUUUGCGUGUUUUCUGGAGGCGACCAUGGUGUCGUGCAUCGAUGGACCCGUUGAGUUUGAAGUUAGCAUCGGUAACUAUGGUAACAAACUUGACCUAUCAGUACCCCCGUCUUCUUCAACUACUCCUCCAACUAACGCAGUGUAUGAUGGGUGUUAUUACUACUAUCUACCAUGGGGUGAUACCAAGCCUUGUGUUGGGAUUGAUAGCCACUGGGAAGACAUUGGAUUUAGACUUGGUACCAAGAAYAUCUUACUGAGAAUGUGCGAGAGACUGGAAAACUCGAUCGACAAAGUUAAUCUGUCCCUUGAAGCCAACGCACAGCCAGCGGAAACAGCAACGCUGUUGAUAACUCUAUUAGAUGAGCUUAUUGCCGAUUGCAGGAAGCCGCUGCCUAAAGUAGACCAACAAAUGCCGGGUGUCAAUGACCUGGAUYUACAACAACAAGAAAUAAGAAUGAUGGAGAAGCUCUCGAUAAUGGAGGAAGCCUCUAAACUACGAGAAAACGCAACAGAUGUAGAAGAAGCUCUGGUUGAAAUCGAAGGCUAUUUGCAACGACUACGGGACCUUACAAUUGAGCCUCAGAACAGCAUGCCUGAUGUCAUCAUAUGGAUGAUCAGUGGGACCAAGAGGAUUGCAUACUACAGGCUGCCUGCCUAUGACGUUUUGUUCGAGCCUUAUARCGAGGCUUGUGGGGAAAAUUGCGGAAAAAUACAAAAUAUCUUCAUGAAGUAUCCGGGUAAAAAGCAGCAAAAUAUCGAAGACUUCCCAGAAGUCCCUGCGCACGUUMGACUGAUGGUUUGGCUUGGACUAGAGAAGCACCAAGAAGACUGGACCAACCGAGAACAAACUGAAGGGGAUUUCUGUGUGUUUGCUGAAACCUACGAAAAUGAGAUGAAUAUUCUUGGCAAUUGGACAGCUAAAGGUCUUCCACGUCCCAACUUCUCAAACGCCAGAGGAGACAUAAGACUACCGAAAGACUGCUUUGUAGCACCUCAGGGCUGGAGAUUCGAGGGAGACUGGUUYGUCAACCCAGAACUCAGCUUGUCGUACGAUAAAGACAGYGGCCACAAGAAUUUCCUUGAGGACGUAUUCGAGAAUGAAUCGAGGUUACCGGGCGGGACCUGGGGACCAGCUUCUGUKCAGUGGACAGAUGUGCGRGGKGAUUUGACUAUUGGUCGCGAUGAAAUCAAGUGCGAUGAAGACUGGGAGUGGACUUCAGACUGGCAAGUUGAUCUGAACAGAGCCGURGAUGAGAAUGGUUAUGAGUACACWGUAGARUCAACUAUGGGAGGAUAUGGACCCGUGGAGAARACAUAUCACUUGUGUAGAAGACGACGCUGGGUGCGCAGUAGAAGACUGAUCGUCGAAUUGCAAAUCGAAGAAGACGAGAUUCGAGAUGAGCAGCUUGCUCUAGAAGGKUGGGAAUACGCUCCAAUGUUCUCCAUGAAAUUCCACGCUAAAGAACGCAAGAUGGAUUUGGUUCGUAGACGUCGCUGGCAUCGACGAAUGAAGCAAGAGGACCCAAGUGCCCCCGCGGUCUUCCACAUUGAUGUUGGUGGCGGAGAGGACACUGAGAAAGAGACAAUGAUGAACGCACCGCGCAUGUUCAUUACAUUCGACAAUCCUCAUAAAUACCAACURCGUGCGUACAUGUACCAGGCACGUGAUCUGCUGGCUUCAGAUCCUGAUGGUGUUUCAGAUCCAUACGCUAGAAUCAUCUUCGAGACACAGAGUCAAGUAACYGAGACAUUGACGCGCACACUUUGUCCAACAUGGGACCAGACUUUGAUCUUUGAGAACAUUCUGCUGUAUGGAAAUAUCGAGCAGAUCGUGGAAGACCCACCUACCGUUAUCAUAGAACUCUUUGAUAAAGAUCCUGUGGGYAAAGAUGAGUUUAUGGGACGUUGUACGAUGAUACCGCUGGUCAAGGUGAAUGGCCAAGGUCCACCUGCUCCAAGACUAUUGUGGUAUGACGUCGAGCGUGGUAACGAAUAUGGUGGUGAAGUGCUGGCGGCUUUUGAACUAUUCCUGGAUGAGGGCGCAGAUCUGCCUUUUGCUCCUCCAAUGAAAGGCAACUUGUUYUUGGUUCCCAACGGKAUUAGACCAGUCAUGCAAAGAACAGCGAUUGAGAUUUUGUGCUGGGGUGUCAGGAACAUGAAGAAAUUCCAGCUUGCUAACGUUUCAUCUCCCUCCAUCGAAUUUGAAUGUGGCGGUCACGUGAUUAACUCCACUACCAUUAAGAAUACACAGAAAAACCCGAACUUUCACCAACCGCUUUUUUUCUUUGAUGUGUAUCUUCCUAAAGAAGAGCUCUACACACCACCAAUGAAUAUCAAAGUACGCGAUAACCGAUCGUUUGGACGCAAACCAGUCGUUGGUAUUCACGCUAUGAAGUCUCUACAGAAAUUCCGCUGUGAACCUGGCAGCUACGACGAUCCUCCUGAAUCACCUUCGUUAAAGAAGUCGCCAAGUCGAGCCUCUUCUCAUAUAAUGGACAUCAAAGAAGAGAAAAAGAAGAAAACUGAAGAGSUAGUAGAGGAAGACAUAGACUGGUGGUCAAAGUUUUAUGCGUCUAUUGGCGAUAUGGACAAAGCUGGUCAGUACCUUGAGAAAGGCUACGAUAAAAUCAUGGUUUACCCCAAAGAACUUGAAAAUAUUGACCCAUUUGACGGCUUUCAAGACUUCAUGGAGACCUUUCACAUCCAUCGUGGGAAAGCAACCAGUAAAGCAGACGAAGAAGAGACAAUAGUUGGAGAGUUUAAGGGAACGUUUCGUGUAUAUCCAUUACCGAGUGACCCAAAUCUCCCUUUACCACCUCGACUACUGUCUAAUCUACCACCAAGUGAACCUGUUGAAUGUACAGUUCGGGUUUAUGUUGUACGGGCGAUAGAUCUAAUGCCUCAAGACGCCAAUGGUUUGGCUGAUCCAUAUGUAAUAGUAUCACUUGGUAAAACUGUGAUGAAGGACCGUGAUAACUACUGUCCUAAUAGCCUUAACCCUAUAUUUGGAAAGAUGUUCGAGAUAAACGCUACCAUACCGAUAACCAAGGACUUGAAGAUCGCUGUCAUGGAUUACGAUCUUGUUACUCGUGAUGACUUAAUAGGAGARACCAUCGUAGACCUCGAGAAUCGCUUCUUGUCUCGAUUUCGCGCAAAUUGUGGCAUUCCACAGACAUACUGCACGUCAGGGCCAAACCAGUGGCGGGAUUCCCAAACACCAAGACAAAUUCUUGAAUUGUGGUGCUCGUCUCAAGGAAAAAACAAACCGCAGUACAUUGGAAACACACAAAUAGUUGUAGAAGAUGUGGUGUAUUUACUGCAAGAAUUCGAGGAAGGAAUGACCCACCAUCAGCACCUCGGGCCACCUGACCAGCGGUUAGCUUUACACGUUCUCAAUACUCUACCAGUUGUUCCAGAGCACGUGGAGACGAGAUCGUUGUACAACACACUACAGCCCAAUAUAGAGCAGGGAAAACUACAAAUGUGGGUUGAUGUCUUUCCAAAGCAUCUCGGGACGCCAAGCUUGCCMUUCAACAUAUCACGGCGUAGACCCAGCGAGUAUGAGCUGCGUGUCAUAGUAUGGAAUACCAGUGACGUCAUCUUAGAGGAAACGUCAAUCACUGGCGAGAAAAUGAGUGACAUCUACGUCAAAGGGUGGAUGGCUGGAGCCGAUGAGCCKCAGAAAACCGAUGUUCACUACAGAUCUCUUGACGGAGACGGAAACUUCAACUGGAGGUUCAUCUUUCCGUUCAUGUAYCUUCCGGCUGAAAAGAUUAUGGUCGUACGAAAGAAGGAGCAUUUCUGGAGUCUUGACGAGACAGAAGAACGCGUGCCACCAAGCCUUAUCAUCCAAAUUUGGGAUAAUGAUCAAUUUUCUCCMGAUGACUUUCUAGGUCAACUUGAGCUGAACCUAAACCGMAUGCCAAAGCCCGCGAAAAGUGCGCGUAAGUGUGGUCUUCASCAGUUGCCUCGCUUUGAGGAUACCAAAGCGAGUAGUACUCUCGAAGUGGUCUCGCUGUUCGAACAGAAACGAGUUUAUGGCUGGUGGCCGUGUGUUGCAGAGGAAAGCAUAUCAGAGGACAUGCAACUGACGGGUAAAGUUGAAAUGGCUCUUGAGCUUCUGACAGCCGAUGAAGCAACAACAAAACCAGCAGGGCGAGGACGAGAAGAUCCAAAUCAAAAUCCUACACUCGAAGAACCCAAUCGUCCCGCUACAUCGUUCCGUUGGUUUACGUCUCCGUUUAAAACCAUACGUUACAUCAUAUGGCGUAAUUAUAAAUGGUGGAUAUUGUUAUUACUGGUCACGUUAUUAUUGGUGGCUGCGGUGUUGGUCUUCCUGUACGCAAUGCCGGGCUACUCGGUCAAGAAGAUGUUCAAAGUGUAAAGUUCAGUCGUUCAUGGAAUAUUUCUAAUAAUGACAAAAAAUAAUCACGUAAUAUAUAGAGAAAUAUAUUUAUGGAACUUAUCGAAAAAAAUAUAUUGAAAUACUGAAGUAAUUAACAGUUAGAUAUGCUCUCUUGUAGGGGGGGAUUCUAAGUUAGGUGGUAUUGAAUGCUUGUGGAGUAGCGUUAGUCGCGUGAUUUCUAGUGAUUAGACCUCUUGCUUUGAAAUAUAAACUAUUAUGCUAAAGUAAGGAGGCAAAAGACAACGACGCAUUGUUAUAUUUUGGACUUCAAUUUAUGGAAACUAUAAACAGUGAAAAAACAACCCUCCCUCCCCCCUUCAGUAGUCAGGGUUUUUUUCACACUCACUGGAGUUAGCCAUAUUUUACUUAAAGUUUAAGGUUUACCCACAAUUCUUUGCAAAUGCACGACCACAAUGCAUUGCAAUGCUGAAACUCGCAGGGUGAGUUCUUUGUAGAUAUUUGGUGUCGCAUUGAUGAGGGAAAAUCCUCUUUAUACAAACAGAAUAUGUAGGGCUUUGAAAUCUUUAUUGUUAUCAGAUAUUAUACAAUGUAAACGUAAUCGAAAAAACGUAGUCGGGUCCAAAAGGUUACGUCAUUAUAGCUAAGGCAGAAGGGCCACCAUGAGUAAGAAUAUAUUAGRACAGUAGAACAGUGUUUUAGAGUGUCAAACGAUUGCCCGUCAAAAAAUGAAUACAACAGCCUUCUUUUCGAGUAAUGCUUCAAUGUAAUGUUUAGGCAAAUAUGAUUUGAAUUUUUUCGUACUUAAAAUCCCCUUCGUUAUGAGCUACGAUGAAAUAAUCUUUUUUGUGAUACGACAACGUUUUUCCAUUGUGGUGCAUGUUUAUUUACAUAUAUACAACUAAAUGAAGCUUAAAAUUAAGUCACUAUGACCGUCAAAUUAAUAUUGGACAUGGCAACAUUUUCGCUUUAUAUGCCUAGUGACGUUGACGAGACGCCAUCAUGCUUUACUGUAACUAUUAUAGCAAGGUAUGUCGGGAACGAUUGGGAAUUUCUCAUUUAAGUUAAAUUAUUGAGUACUGAGAUCAGUUAUGUUAGGGUUGUACAGCAAUAGAAUUAAUUUCUCGCAAUACACAAUUUGUGAUUGGUCACAUUUGGUGGAAUACUAACAUUUUUGUUUGGGAAUUUUUUUGUUUGUAAACUGAAUUAUUUUUUGGUUUGUCAGAGUGUGUGAGAGAAUUAUCAAAAUAAAUCAUAAAUACAGCUGGAAA
Molecule: messenger RNA, 7680 nt
Organism: Exaiptasia diaphana
Lineage: Eukaryota; Metazoa; Cnidaria; Anthozoa; Actiniaria; Aiptasiidae
Product: myoferlin
Exons: 59
Coding region: 371-6430 (2019 amino acids)
Biological process (GO): plasma membrane organization
Cellular component (GO): membrane
Source: RefSeq, a predicted model, not a curated record